This is a messenger RNA of Brenthis ino (lesser marbled fritillary), 783 nucleotides long. The record is from the annotation of a GenBank genome assembly. Lineage: Eukaryota; Metazoa; Arthropoda; Insecta; Lepidoptera; Nymphalidae.
AUGGCACUUUUGGUAAUAUUAUUUACAAUUAGCUCCAUCGCCAGAUAUUACAUAAAGUUCACACUGUUUAUUGUACUGUCACUAAUAUUUGCAACUGCGCCACUUCCUCUGAUGUUCCUAAGACCAUUCAGCCCAAAAAAUGCCUUAUUACCAGCAUUGUUACUUCGGAUAACAGCGCGUUUCCUUGGCAUCAAAUGGAUAGUACGCGGCCUCGAAAAUGUGGAUGAUUCACGAGGAGCUGUCGUGCUUCUCAACCACCAAAGCUGUUUAGAUUUAUAUGUGCUAGCAGUGCUAUGGCCGUUAAUGGAAAGGUGUACCGUUGUGUCCAAACGUUCUCUCCAAUACUUGGUACCCUUCGGGACCGCCACUUGGAUGUGGGGGACUGUGUUCAUAGACCGGGGUGCUCAUUCUGCGAAAUCAGUACUCAACAAACAGACUGAUGCUGUUAAGGAUCAAAAGCGUAAACUCUUGCUAUUUCCUGAAGGCACUCGUCACUCUGGAGACAGAUUGCUGCCAUUCCGGAAGGGCGCGUUUCACGUUGCACUAGACGCGGGUGCGCCCAUACAACCCGUAGUUGUCUCCAAAUAUCACUUCUUAGACUCAAAACGCCGUAGAUUUGGAUCGGGUGAAAUUAUAAUAACAAUUUUGCCACUGAUCGAGACUGAUGGAUUGGAUAAAGAUGAAAUUUCUACACUAGUGGAGAUUACACAAAAUAAAAUGCAAGAGGAAUUCACAAAGACGUCCACGGAGACACUCGAGAGGUUCUCUGCGAAGAAAGUGAAU